CUUCCUUUAUUGUUCUCACCUCAUCAUGAAUUAGAAUGCAAUGCAGGAGCAGCAUGACAGAUCUUGCCCACUGAGCCACUAAAGGAAAAGAAAUUACAAAAUUUUUAAAUGAAAAAUCAUGAAUAAGUAAAGCAAGAGACUAUUUCUCUCUGACAUAGCAGCCUGCCCUCACUGCCCUGCAUUCUCAGAGGGAGAUGGAGACAGAGACAGAGGAAUGAAGAAGCCCAAUGGAAUCCACUCACUGAUAAACAACCAAAGGUCAUUAGUUUCUGUAACAUAAGCUUCUAAUGAGACACAUCAUCAUCACUGAAUCCCCUGUGCCCAGCUCAGAAAGCUCAAGCACAACAAGUGUUCAAUAGUUUAAGUAAAAGAGUUGAAUAGUAAAAUCUGUUCUUGGCAACAUAAAAAUUAUGUGCCUACUAAAGGUGAAAUGAUUGCAGUUGGGUAAUUCCUCCACCUCCUUAGACAAAAGAAAUGUUUGCUCUCAGCACCUGAGGGCUGUUGACAUUUUUGAUACCUGGGGACUAAGUCAGGAGAGCAGGAGGUCACCACUGAGGACUGAGGUCCUUCAUGCAAACACUCUAGGAGCCAGGGUGACGGUCCUGAAGGAUAAAUUAUUUUGCCAACACAGAAAUAAGCCCCUCCACAGAAAAGAAAUCCUCAGGAUUGAAGUCCUCAGGAUGUGGUGAGCCUGCCCUCAGUUCUUGAGUCCAGGGGAGUUCAGGAUGAGGCCUCUGUCACUGUGGAGGAGCUAUGAUGUGUACUAGACGUGAUAUGUACCUUGUGAGUGGGGUGGUGCUGGGAAAAUAAAUUAUCUUGGAUUUGAAUCUCCAUACCCAUCUGCUCCUGAAAAGAACCAGGAUUCCUACUGGGGGUGUUGGCACAGCCUGAGGGGCACUAUAGGCCUCCAGGAAUAAAAUGGUAGAAAGAAAGGAGAAUGUCUCUGCUAGUCAUAACCUUGUGGGCCCAAUGAAGUAUAACCACAUGGACCUGCAUGAAUGAGUUCUAGAAGGAAGAGAAACAUCAGAGAAGCUCAUUCACUCAUAAUCAUCGGCCUCUGCUGUGAAUCAAACAUUAAAUGAAACCCAGUGCUUGGUUCUAAGGAACUUAAUUGCCAAUGGUGGUCUGGUAAAUCCCUUAACUAAUACAGAGACCUUUAGGGCUGAGGGAGCCUGCCCUCCUAUGUAAAGUGAGGAGGACAAAAUGGAGCCUAACAUCAAGGCUAAAAAUGUGCCCUAGACAGAGAAGAACAAUAUUUGAAAAAAGAGUGUGUGUGUGGAGUAUUUACAUACUCACAUCACUUCUGACUUUAGGACAAAGACCUUUCUCAUUUGAUUGAUGAGUAUCCAUUCAGAUUGGCACAUCUGAAGUUUACUGGGAAAAUUAAACUUCUAUUGCAAAACUAAUAGUUUGGAUUGAUGACGUCUUCUUAGACCAUAUAGAGAAUACAUAAAUGAAAACAAAAAAGGAAGUAAAACUGGAGAGAAAUGUUUAGAAGACGAAAAUUAUUGUGUUCCCUAUUUAAUGGCCAUGCUUGGAAAGAAUGUCAUCAGAGAACCUCGGGUCCAAGGUUCAGAGACAUCCAGCUCAGCCAGGCCAGCAGCACCCUCGUUUUCCCCAUGGCCCUCCUGCCCUCUCUCUUGACGGCCCUGGUGGUGAUCAGUUAUGGCCCUGGUGGAGCUCUGGGCUGUGACCUGCCUCACAGCCACAUCCUGGUUAGCAGGAAGAACUUCGUGCUUCUGGGCCAAAUGAGGAGAAUCUCCUCCACAGUCUGUCUGAAGGACAGAAAAGACUUCAGGUUCCCCCAGGACAUGGCGGAUGGCAGGCAGUUCCCAGAGGCCCAGGCCGCGUCUGUCCUCCACGAGAUGCUCCAGCAGAUCUUCAGCCUCUUCCACACAGAGCGCUCGUCUGCUGCCUGGAACACGACCCUCCUGGACGAACUCUGCACGGGACUCCUUCGGCAGCUGGAAGACCUGGACACCUGUUUGGAGCAGGAGAUGGGAGAGGAAGAAUCCGCCCUGGGAACUGUGCGCCCUACACUGGCCCUGAAGAGGUACUUCCGGGGGAUCCAUCUCUACCUGAAAGAGAAGAAAUACAGUGACUGUGCCUGGGAGAUUGUCCGAAUGGAAAUCAUGAGAUCCUUCUCUUCAUCAGCAAACCUGCAAGAAAGGUUAGGAAUGAAGGAUGGAGACCUGGAGUCACCUUGA
Messenger RNA from Equus caballus (horse), 2207 nucleotides. RefSeq names its product interferon omega-2-like. Gene Ontology annotation, cellular component: extracellular region. NCBI's taxonomy places the organism in Eukaryota, Metazoa, Chordata, Mammalia, Perissodactyla, Equidae. Gene Ontology annotation, biological process: defense response. The record is from RefSeq and is a predicted model, not a curated record. Gene Ontology annotation, molecular function: cytokine receptor binding.